UAAGCUUAAAGGGUGAUUGGACAAUUCAUACGGCUACAAUGCAGCUUUAUAGGGUCUAUUUCUUCUUUGCAGUAAAUUCACGAGAAGGAGAUUGACAAAAUCAACUCAAUAAGUCUAAAUUUAUUUAGUUUAUUUGAUUGGAAUAUGAAUUAAUAUUGUAACACAUAAAAUAAUAGCAAAUGAUGGAUAAAAAAAUUAAAAAAUCAUAUAUUAUGAAUCACUGAAACAUAAUACACCAUGCCACCAAGUACCCGCCAGAAAAAUCGUAGCCGUCUUCCUUAGCCGUGGGUAAGAAACUACUCACGGCUAAAUCGUACGACUACACUUUUGUGGCGGGUAAGUUAUUAAAUGUGUUUAAAAUAAUUUUUCAUAUCAUUUUAUAUAAUAUUCGUAUUUUUUACCCUUAAUUUACUACUAUUUCUUCUAUUUAUACACGAAAACCUUUAUUUUUUUAAUUUAUAAGCUUAAAGGGUGAUUGGACAAUUCAUACGGCUAUACAGAUAGGCGAGAAUCGCGGAAGCUUUAUUGGGGGAUGUACACGGCUGUAUCUCAAAUUCACAAGGCAAUUUAAGGGUUGUUUGACCAAGAAGGUUUGAAUUGGGGCCAUUUACAUGUAUAACAAUUACAACUUUUAACCUAGCCGCAUUCCAAUUUGAAUUCACGGCAUCGGUUUAUUUUUUGAGAGAGAGUGAGAGAGAGAGGCAGCCGAGAAAGAGAGAUAGAGGAGAAAGAGCAUCUGGUCCAUUUUUGAGAGAGAGGAGAGCAUUCACGUCUUGCAUACACCGAAGGAGGGCUUGCACGAUUUUUUCAACUUGAAGGCAUAUACCAUGGCUUCUUCUUCAAACGAAAUGGGUUAUCGGAGGCCCGAAACAAUAAAUCGCCCCGGGACGCAGAUCAGUUCUUACUACAAGACCAGUUAUUUGUCCCUUGUACCCGAGCAACUGAGGGAAAUUGGGGGCGACGCACUGGAGACCACGUUCAGGCAGGGUUGCUUUGGACAUUUGUUGGAUUGGGAUCCGGGCAACAGGUGCAACAUGGCAUUGCACCAUAUUGUCUCUCGUUCUUUGCUGGAUUGUGACGAUGUGAUGUGGUUCUACAUCAACGGCAGGAAGGUUGGCCUUGAUCACGCCGCAUUCGCUCUUGUGACCGGAUUGCCAUUUGGGCCACAUCGUUUCGAUCCAACAGCAACCCACAAUUUGAAGAAUUGUGUAGCCUACACACGAGUUUGUGGCGGGCAGCGCUUGUCAGUUCAAGAGUUGGCAAACAUUUUUUUUGAGAGGUGGACGGAGAUUGUCGACCCCGACGGCUCGAUAGCACUGCGUGUGGCCCACCUGUUGGUGCUACACGCAUUUGUUUUGGGCGUGGAUUUGCCACGACCCGUGGAGAUCUGGACGUGGGCUUUGGUGGAGGACUUGUCGGAGUUCUCCACAUUUCCUUGGGGUGCAGCGGCAUAUAAUCGCUUGAACUACAGGAUGAGGAAGAUGUCGAAAGAAUGGAAGUACCACUUCUAUGGGCCUUCUUGGGCUCUAUAUACUUGGGGUCUUGAGGUUGUUCCCGGCUUGGGCAGAGCCGUCGCUAUACAUAAUGCCGGGAUAUUACCUAGAUUCAAGAGGUGGACCUUCAGGAGUAAAAUCAAGGAAGAUUUGCAGCCCCUAUUUGAGUCACCGGAGAACGGGCUUUAUGAGUUGCAGCCCGAACAGCAGGAGGCGACGACGCACUGGUGGCUAUCGGUCGCGAAUGACGGAGAUGUCCAGUUUCCAGGUCCGGGCGUCUUCGGCCAGAGGCAUCCUCGAGCGGACAUGAGUGGUGGGGACCGCUCUGAGGCAUCUAUUCAGAGGGCACCCCGACGUCGCAGUUCAAGGCGCGAAGAUCGGGGAAAGCGGCAGAGACCACAGGUGGUUUCGUCUUCGUCGAGCAGUGGCCAGCGGGAUCAGAGUGGCGGCGACGAUCGCCCCGUGACUUCCGGGCGGAGGUCACAGAGUCAAAGGAGGCCCAGAUACGGGGGAGAGAGCAGUGCUGCUCAUGGGCCUUCUGGUUUGAGCGAGCAGGAGUGGCAGCGCAUGGAACAGAUGGUGCGCGAGAGUGAGGGCCGGGUGGCGAGGCGUGUGGAGGAGGGCCUAUUCACGAGGCUGAAGAAUUGGGCCGAGGAGACCUUUGGGUGUAUGCGUUGUCGAUGCUCGCAUAGCACCGAUGUACGUCAGCCCAUGCCUGCUCCAAGACCUCAAUCGGACAGGCGACGUGAGCCCGAGCCCGAGGCCGAGCUCGAGACCGAGACCGAGCACGAGGAUGCGCCAUCGCAGCAGAGGUCCCCUGCACACGAGUCUCCUGCUAGGGACGCGGGUCACUCCGGCAGUGAUGAUUAUCAAACCCCACCGGGCCCGCAUACUGGUUUUGGUGUGCCCACGACUUUUGGGGCUGGCCUACAGUUGACCCCAUAUCUGGGGCCACGCUACUCGUACACUGAGCAGCCCUCGAGCUCAGCACACCCAUUCGAGCCGCCUCGUUCUUCGCUGCCGAUUCUGGCCGAGGCUGGAUAUUCUCAGGAAGAGAUGGAGCGUUUAUGGCAGCAGUUUAGUGGGGGAGCUUCUGCUUCUGGGGCAACACCUGCCAUUCCCCUCAGUGUUUGUCCACCACCACCAGAGGAUGCGCAACUGCGCCGAAGCUACCGUGAGCGGCAGCCUUCGGCUGCGCUGAGAUCCCCAUACGUUCACAGCAACGAGCCGAAACCCGUCGACAACAAGUAUAUUCAGGGAUUUACUCGUAUGGCGGAGCGUCUCCGUGGUGGGAACUACAGGAAGUUGGUGGUGACAGAGAGUGGGCACCCGAUCAAGAGGCAGUUUUGGGUGACUCUCAUGAACAGGACUAAAGAGCUCGAGCCCGAGCAUGUAGAUGCGUACAUGAUGACGCUGAGGCAUAGGCUGGUGAGCGGUACAGACCUGCUUCAGGACAUCGAUCACAGGAGCCAUAUCAUAUUGGAUGCGGAAUUCUUCGUAAGCAUUAACAUAUUUUGCGUUUAUAAUAAAGUAUUAUUUGAAAUAAUGUUUUUCUUCUUUGCAGACUUAUUUGGAUAGAGAAUACAAUGAGCUUAUGGCGAAUGCGCGCCGUAUGUUUAGCUCUCCUUCAGAGCAGCGUUUUAUAAACUCUGAGGCAAUUGUGAUGGGGUGGCAGCCGCACGCCAAACGUAUGUAUUCAGUGUAUGGCAGGGGUACCUCAUCGAGUCAGGGAGAUUGGAUGGAUGCCAUUGCGGUCAUUGUUCCUGUGUUUGUCCUUCAGCGUUUCGUUAUCUGUAGCAUUGAUAUGCUCACGGGUAAAUGCCGCGUCUUUGAUCCGAACUUGUAUCGGAUCCUGGCACAGGAACGCCACGACAUGCUGCGCGCUCUUGCUCCUUUGGGCCUCCUUUUCUACCGGGUGCUUGAGGUGUCCCUUUGGUUCGAGCGGACACGCAUUGUGGAGAACCCGAGACAGAAUCUCGAAUGGCGUCAGCUCCAGAUCGAGUAUGCCGAUCCUGCCGAGCAGUUCACACAGGCUGACCGAUGGAGCUCUGGUGUUUUCGCGUGCAUGGCUGUAGAGCGUUUGAUCGCAGACUCGCCGAGCCUGUCAUGGGGCAAUGACCAUGUUCAGGAGUAUAGGCACAAGAUAGGCAGUGCCAUCUAUGAGUUCUGCACGACCCCCAAUACACUUUGAUAGUGUAUUUUCAUCCUUAUGACUAUUUUGUUUAACAACAUUUUUAUAUUACAUUCUAGUAUCAUUUUAUCUAUAUUUACUGCCAUGAUGACUUGUGAUGCAUAUAAAACUGUAAGAUAAGAUGAAAAAACUAAUUAGCCGCCACAAAAGUGCAGCCGUGUGGAUUAGCCGUGGCA
This is a messenger RNA of Salvia miltiorrhiza (redroot sage), 3860 nucleotides long. RefSeq lists its product as uncharacterized. The transcript has 7 exons. The record is from RefSeq and is a predicted model, not a curated record. Lineage: Eukaryota; Viridiplantae; Streptophyta; Magnoliopsida; Lamiales; Lamiaceae. Bases 828 to 3071 code for a protein of 747 amino acids.